CCAUCGGCCAAAGCCGUGAUGAGAAGAGCCCUUCUGAGAUCCCGCUUCUCCUUCUCUGCAACCCAACUCCGCCCUCCGAGACCUUCCCGUCCGUACAAAAAUGGUGGGUCCUCACCAAACUCCUCAAAUUCUCACACACCGACGAGUUUCAGCUCAAAUCCAAAUUGGGUUUUCACAAACUCUCUCCCUCCUCCCGAAUGGGUAGAACCACUAAACGAUAUUUCUGAAGUAGUCUCCAGCUCCCGAGACCUCCAACUAUCUCCAUGGGUUGCCCAUAUUCUCAACACUUUGGACGGGUCCCCCGACAUGGAAGCCAAUCUCGACACUUUCUGUAAGACAUUCCUGAUCAAAUUGUCGCCUAAUUUUGUUUCCUUUGUUUUGAAUUCCCGCGAGCUUUUGCGAAAACCCGAUAUCGCUUUGCGUUUCUUUUACUGGGCUGGUAAGCAAAAGAAGUAUAAUCAGAAGCUUGAGUGUUAUGUUUCCUUGAUUGAGCUUUUAUCUUUGUGCGGUGAUUUGGAUUGUGCUCGGAGAGUGUUUUCCGAGCUUGAAGGAAUGAGUUUUCUCAUGAAUGCCUCCUCGGCGAAUUCGUUGAUUAAGAGCUUCGGUAGUGUUGGGAUGGUUGAGGAAUUGUUGUGGGUUUGGCGUCAGAUGAAAGAGAAUGGGAUUGAUCCAAGUUUGUAUACUUACAAUUUUCUGAUGAAUGGCUUGGUGAAUUCAAUGUUUAUUGAAUCCGCCGAGCGGGUUUUCGAGGCUAUGGAGAAUGGGAAGGUUGAACCGGAUAUUGUGACUUAUAAUACUCUUUUUAAGGGGUAUUGUAAAGCAGGGCAAGUCCAGAAAGCGUUUGACAAGUUUAGAGCCAUGGAAGCUAGGAAUGUGCAGCCUGAUAAAGUUACUUAUAUGACGUUAAUGCAGGCGUGUUACUCGAAAGAAGAUUUUGAUUCUUGUUUGAGUCUUUACCAUGAAAUGGAAGAGAAAAGACUAGAAAUUCCACCGCAUGCUUAUACUCUAGUGAUCAGUGGGCUUUGUAAGCGCGGGAAGUGUAUGGAAGGGUAUGCCGUUUUCAAUGAUAUGAUCCAGAAGGGUUAUGGAGCGAAUGUGGCUAUAUACACUGCUAUGAUUGAUUCAUAUUCGAAAUGUGGGAGCAUGGAAGAGGCAGUGAGGCUGUUUAAGAGGAUGGAAAGUGAUGGGCUGGAACCGGAUGAGGUUUCUUAUGGGGUUAUUAUCAAUGGGCUAUGUAGGAAUGGGAGAAUGGAUGAAGCCAUGGGAUAUUUCGAGUUUUGUAAAGGUAAGGGGAUGCCGAUAAAUUCUAUGUUUUAUUCUAGUCUUAUUAAUGGUUUUGGAAAGGCUGGGAAUGUAGAAGAAGCUCAAACGAUUUUUGAAGAGAUGGUUGAUAAUGGAUGCCCGAGGGAUUCAUAUUGCUACAAUGCCCUUAUUGAUGCCUUGGCCAAGUCUGGGAACACUGAUGAAGCAUUAGCACUUUUUAAGAGGAUGGAAGAUGAAGGUUGCGAUCAGACAGUUUAUACAUACACUAUACUUAUUGACGGACUGUUUAAAGAGCACAAAAACGAGGAGGCAUUGAAGCUAUGGGACAUCAUGAUUGACAAGGGCAUCACGCCAACAGCAGCAUCCUUCAGGGCUCUUUCUAUAGGGCUCUGUCUUUCGGGGAAAGUUGCCAGGGCCUGCAAGAUCUUGGAUGACUUAGCGCCAAUGGGUGUAAUUCCAGAAACAGCUUUUGAAGAUAUGCUCAACGUGUUGUGCAAAGCUGGUCGGAUCAAGGAAGCUUGCAAGUUGGCUGACGGCAUUGUGGAUAGGGGGAGGGAAAUACCAGGGAGAAUUCGUACUGUUCUAAUCAAUGCCUUGAGAAAAGCAGGCAAUUCAGAUCUAGCUAUUAAGUUGAUGCAUAGCAAAAUUGGCAUUGGUUACGACCGAAUGGGUAGUGUUAAAAAGCGAGUGAAGUUUCAGGAGCUUGUUAGCAGCUGAGUCUUAGGCCAGGUUGUCAUCUCAAGCGGCUUUGGCUUCUGCCUGAUACACGACUCCUUCACAGUGCUCACCGUGCUAAAGUCUAUACUUUUUCAAUUUUCCAUUUGAAGAAACUGACAUAGAUGAUACAAACCCCUUUCUAGUCCUUUACUACUGGCCCAAUUCUUUCACAGGAAACUAUAGUCUGGUACCUCACAUAUGAACCAACCACUAGGAAAUUGGUGACAUGAAAAUGUAGAUGUAUUUUGGGAAACAGGAUUUUAAACACGUGUUUGUUGGACUUCCUCAGCUAUCAAUUUCAUUACAAUCUCUCUUUUUCUCUCACAAAGCCCUGGGAAAGAAAUUGUCAAUGAAGCCUGGAUGUGGAAAAGUAUUUUGGGUUCUCUCGUUCCCCCAAAGGCCCAAACAAAACUCCAGAAGUCGAGGAAAGUAGUAAAGAAUCUGACAAAAAUAAAAAUUUCACAUAUCACUAUUGAUUGACUUCAGAAUUC
Morus notabilis is the source of this 2471-nucleotide messenger RNA. Its product is annotated as pentatricopeptide repeat-containing protein At1g03560, mitochondrial. The record is from RefSeq and is a predicted model, not a curated record. The transcript is spliced from 3 exons. The coding region runs from base 19 to 1980 and encodes 653 amino acids. NCBI's taxonomy places the organism in Eukaryota, Viridiplantae, Streptophyta, Magnoliopsida, Rosales, Moraceae. Gene Ontology annotation, molecular function: protein binding.